AUGUCGGCGCCGCCCGAAGCCGCCGAGUCCUCGCGCGCUCGCCAGCAGCCGGAGGAGCCAUCCGACGAGUCGCCUCAGCGCUGCCGGUGGGUGGCCCUCUCUACCAUCACAGGCGGGCCGCACCGCCCCGGGGACGAGCGGCACCGCCGCAUCCUCCGCGGCCGCGACCUCCUGCUCGACCUCCACGACCCGCCGCGCGCCUCCACCCUGGUGCUGCGCGCCAACCUCACCAGCUUCUUCCCCAUCAUCCUCGUCGCCGACUCCUCCUCCGCCCGCCUCCUCGUCAAGGCCGCCUGGGGCAGCGCCCGCAUCAACCGCCCCGAGUACUUCCUCUGCGACGCCCGCUCCCGCACCGCCCAGCGCCUCCCCGCCGUGCCCUCCUCCGAGCUCGGCGGCCCCGACGCCUGCCCGCUCGGCGGCCUCGACCUCUGCCCGCGCCGCAGCAUCGGCCUCAUAGCCGACCCGGACCGCACCGGCCACUUCAUGAUCGCGCAGCUCCACCCUGCCCCCGCCACCCGCCACGGCUUCAUCCUCUUCUACUCCACCGCCACACGCCGCUGGGCCACCAAGCAGCUCGCCUCCGCCCCGGAGCACAAGCGCUGGGGCGCCCACGGCGUCCUCGCCCACGACGGGCUCCUCUGGUGGCUC
Panicum virgatum (switchgrass) is the source of this 648-nucleotide messenger RNA. RefSeq lists its product as uncharacterized. The annotation marks the transcript as partial. Lineage: Eukaryota; Viridiplantae; Streptophyta; Magnoliopsida; Poales; Poaceae. The record is from RefSeq and is a predicted model, not a curated record. The transcript has a single exon.